Messenger RNA from Prorocentrum cordatum, 772 nucleotides. The record is from the annotation of a GenBank genome assembly. Lineage: Eukaryota; Dinophyceae; Prorocentrales; Prorocentraceae.
ACAACAUUGCGUUGCCUUUCACCUCAUUGCAUUGAAUUGCAUUUGCAGCUAAUGCCGUCAGCCGAAGUAGUGCCUCUAAGCAGGGUCGCGACGGGUUGACUCAAGGUUACAUCGAGCACCAAGGUGACAGCUUGAUGGUGCUAUCAGGUUCGUCCUUUCUGCUCCUGCUUGUCCUCUGAUCCUUCUGCCUACUCCUCGUCCUCCUCUCACGCCCCUCCCUUGCUGGCCGCAGGAUGAAGAGGGGGGAUGAGGAGGGAACAGGAGGAGGGGUCUUACUAAGUUGUUGGCGGCAGCCUCAGUCCCGAGCUUGACAGCGAUGCGCAUGCUCCGCAUCUUCCGUCUUAUCCGGAUAUUCCGAGCCGUCAGGGUGGUCCGUUCCAUCCAGAAUUUCCGGAUCAUGAUCCUCGCCAUAAUCCAGUCUUUCGGCACGCUGAUGUGGGUCUUCGUAGUAAUUGUGUCGUUCCAGUUUGUAUUCGCAGUCCUCUUCAUGCACGGAGCGGCGGACUACUUACGAGAGGAAGGCCUAUUUAGUGCUGAUGCACGGGCGAUCAAGGACCUCUUCGGAGACAUCUUCACCGCCUUGCUGACUCUCUUUGAGUCCAUCACUGGUGGUCGGGACUGGCACGAGGUAUUGGUCGCACUGCUGGACAUGCACUGGACCUAUGGCUCGUUGUUCCUCGUCUACAUCUUCUUCAUGACGUUCCUCGUACUGAAUGUAGUUGUAGGGGGUGUUGUCAAAAUCCAUAGCUGUACAAGCGGGACAAGUCUUUGA